AUGGCAGACUUUUCAGCACGCCGACGACAUAACAUCAAACAAAACGAGCUUCUUCUCGACCAAAUACUACCUCUAAUCACCAAUAUUGAACCUCGACCUGCCGAGCCCGAUACCAGCAGCAAGAGCAUCAAACGAAAAGCCGAUGCAAGUCGUGCACCUACGAGACAGUCCAAACGCAUAGCCACAGCAAGCGCAAGGCCGGUUUACAACGCCGAUCAGCAUGUUGGGACAUCUGCGCCGCGAGGGAAGGCAAAGACUAGCCGGAGUGCCAACACCAAGCGAGCUCCCUCAGCAUCAGAUCCAGGCCCUGGGUCAGACGCCGAACCGUCCAAGAAUGUCGAGGCAAUUGUAGCCGGAUGGAGCGCGUGGACACCUGAAGCCGGGGAGCCUUCCCGUGACGAUGCCGGUACGUUUCAUUUCGAGUCGCAUCCCGAUUUUCGGCCGAACAAAUCGCCCGAGGAGAUCAUUCGUGAGGGAAGCUUCGGUGGCUCCUACUGGCGGCCGCUGUUUUCAAAGCGUCUGCGCAUCACCGUACAGGACGAUUGGAGGGAACUACCGGCAUCAUGGACAGCCGGGCUAGACGUAGAUACAUAUCUCACCAGCGCCGCGUACAGCUCUGAGGUGAACAAGUACGGUGUUUCGUGUGGACAAAGCAUUGAAGAAUGGGAGGCGGCUGGCUGGAUCGCCCACGACUACGAUGUCCGCGGCUGGUUCCAAUGGUACUGUCGCUUUUGGAUGGGCCGCCAUCAGCCUGCGUAG
Messenger RNA from Clonostachys solani, 759 nucleotides. The record is from the annotation of a GenBank genome assembly. NCBI's taxonomy places the organism in Eukaryota, Fungi, Ascomycota, Sordariomycetes, Hypocreales, Bionectriaceae.